This is a messenger RNA of Babesia ovata, 879 nucleotides long. RefSeq lists its product as uncharacterized. The transcript is spliced from 2 exons. The record is from RefSeq and is a predicted model, not a curated record. Bases 1 to 879 code for a protein of 292 amino acids. NCBI's taxonomy places the organism in Eukaryota, Apicomplexa, Aconoidasida, Piroplasmida, Babesiidae.
AUGGCGCCGAAAGCUGGCGCAAAAGGUGGAGCGAAGAAGGCGGUGAACAAUGUGCCGCUUAGGGAGCGGCUCAUGGCCCAGGGUAUAUACACAUCCUCGACCAGCACAGAAGGACGAGGAGCUGUGGCACCGCUCUUCUCGCCGCAGAAGCCAGCGCGCAGGUCAUUGAAGGCGAAGAGCACUUCAAGUAGCCUGCCGAAGGUUGGCAUGUCGAGGUACUUCCAGCGCAAAUCCGACGUGGACAGUCGUACCUCGCUGUCUAACUCGAAAUCGCAUAACACAGGUGCGUUACAUACGGGUGAAUUGCGGCAUUUUGCGUCAGUCUCCGACAAUGCAGGGAGCUUCGCAUUCAUGUUGGACCCCGCGGAGGUCGCCAGAGUAAAGGAGGCUUCGGAGGCGCUGCUUGCCAGCCUAACAUCCGAAGAGUCGGAUUGCGCCGACGUGCAAAUCGUCGACACUUCCUCGCUCGACCAACUUGCGGCGGAAAGACCCGCUGCCACGUUUGGGGGUUCCAGCUGCGCGCCGCUGCUGAAUAACCCGCGCGGAGCAUGUUACGCAAUGCUACGAGUACCGCCCACAUCGCACUUUGGCCCGUUCAUCAACACUUCUGGGGUUAUGGUGUUGAUAUUUAUCGAUCUGCCACCCGGGAAACUCUUCUACGAGAGCCUGAACCUGACGGGCAAGCGCAAGGUACCCUGCCCUAGACAGGCACACGUGCUGGUGCUGCCAGAUGAUGUCUUCAAGCUGCACAACGAAAGCAAAACCGGCGAAGCGUCGGUGCUCAUGCUGUCCUGCCGCCGGGACGGAAAAGAGUUCAACAUCGAGCAGCACGUGCAGGGCGCAUUCCUGACACCACUACGUGAAUUAAAUGCGGGGUGA